Molecule: messenger RNA, 156 nt
Organism: Zygotorulaspora mrakii
Lineage: Eukaryota; Fungi; Ascomycota; Saccharomycetes; Saccharomycetales; Saccharomycetaceae
Gene: RPL39
Product: 60S ribosomal protein eL39
Exons: 2
Coding region: 1-156 (51 amino acids)
Biological process (GO): translation
Cellular component (GO): ribosome; cytosolic large ribosomal subunit
Molecular function (GO): structural constituent of ribosome
Source: RefSeq, a predicted model, not a curated record
AUGGCUGCUCAAAAGUCUUUCAGAGUCAAACAAAAAUUGGCCAAGGCCAAGAACCAAAACAGACCAUUGCCACAAUGGGUCAGAUUAAAGACUGGUAACACUAUCCGUUACAAUGCUAAGAGAAGACACUGGAGAAGAACGAAGUUGGGUAUUUAA